This is a messenger RNA of Linderina pennispora, 225 nucleotides long. RefSeq lists its product as uncharacterized. NCBI's taxonomy places the organism in Eukaryota, Fungi, Kickxellomycota, Kickxellomycetes, Kickxellales, Kickxellaceae. The transcript is spliced from 2 exons. Bases 1 to 225 code for a protein of 74 amino acids. The record is from RefSeq and is a predicted model, not a curated record.
AUGGACCAGCUCAAGCCCAGCGACUUCACGCUCCUGCCGCAAUGCGCCGAACUGCUGGAUAUCUGCGUCGACACCAGCGAGCGCCGCGCCGAGCUGGCACGCAAGAUGGAGGCCAUCACUCUGCACAUGAACCGUCUGCGUGAGACCAGCGACCAGAAGAAGGUGGCCGAGUGCCAGGCUGAGCUGGAAGAGCAGGUCAACGAGCUGACAGAGUUUGGCAAGUAG